AUUUCCCCCCACACUUUUGUGGGUCGAUAUCCACGCGGUCGUUUCCAAAGGUUGGUCGUCGCUCUCCUCUCCAUGCCUGCAGAGUCUGAUGGAUCGACACAGUCGGUCCUUCAUGGUCGUGAUGGCCCCACCUCCGUAUUGAAAGGAAGUCGAUGGUGCUCCAAGGGAGCAGGCUCGCCGCUGCGUUCUGUGCAGUACGUACGUGCUCGAGAUCACAUUGAGGCCUUCGGUCACUGCCCGUGCCCUCGCUGCCCCAAGCGUCGACGGAUCCCUCGUCGCCGUCGUCGUCGUCAUACUCUUACUCGUUCGACUCCGCGUGGUUGAGGCCAGUGGGACCCCCUCCCUAUGGACCAGUGUGGAGCCGUUCAAGGGGCCUCCUUCUAUAUACCCUCUUCGACCCCUUCUGACUCUGGGUCCACUGUUAGCCCUCUCGGGGCAAUAUCUGGAUUCUCUGACUGCUCUUCUGGCUCCUGCUGGAGCUUUGUGGAGUCUUCUCAAGGCGCUACAGGAGCAAGAUUUGGUAGUCGUUUUGUCUUUGCAGGUAUUGGCUCUUGGGUCACGCAGAAGACACUUCAGUACAUCACCAGCACCAUCAUAGCAGGUCUUGCCCUGUGAGUAUAAAACACAUCGUUGUGUACACGGGAUCGUUGCCCUGGGACCGUAGAUCUUUGAUUGAGCGAGGGUUGGCAUGGGAUCGCAGAUCCACUAUAUUUUGAUGGUCGUAGUAACAGGAUCCGGUGAUGUGUUGUCCACAUAUCGUACGUGUUGGAGCUCCGGCGCACAGUGUUCUACGAGGAAUGUUGGUCCAUGGAUCCAGCAGGAUCUGCGACGCGUAAUGUUUGCAGACGUAAGCUAGACGUGGACAUACAAGCAGACACAUAAUCAAAUUCGGUCGAUGGAGAAGUAAGCGAGAGAAAGGACAUGCUGAAUGGAGACACGCAGAACCGUAUCAUGCACACCCAUCGUUGCCAGCACCCGUCAGGGCACGUCGAGCGCGUUCAGCCGGCAGGCAAAGCGGCUGCAGUGGGAGAUGCGGUGGCAGCAGUACCGCGCCGCCGUCCUUGCUGUCUUACUGGUCGUCUGGGCCAUCGGCCUCGCAGUGCUGCGCGAGCACGCGUUCGGCUACCUCGCCGCCACCUCUGCGGUCGUUCCUCCGAGCAAAGAGGAUGCAAGAGUGAGAUGUUCGUUCGCGGGACCUUCUUGGGGGCUAUUUAUCAGGGGCAACGAUAGGGGGGGAUAGGCAC
Prorocentrum cordatum is the source of this 1244-nucleotide messenger RNA. The record is from the annotation of a GenBank genome assembly. NCBI's taxonomy places the organism in Eukaryota, Dinophyceae, Prorocentrales, Prorocentraceae.